Messenger RNA from Varanus komodoensis (Komodo dragon), 6654 nucleotides. RefSeq names its product coiled-coil domain containing 174 (gene CCDC174). The record is from RefSeq and is a predicted model, not a curated record. The transcript has 11 exons. Gene Ontology annotation, cellular component: nucleus. The coding region runs from base 81 to 1505 and encodes 474 amino acids. NCBI's taxonomy places the organism in Eukaryota, Metazoa, Chordata, Lepidosauria, Squamata, Varanidae.
ACGGCUCAAGUCGGAAGUGCUCGAGAGCGGUCUUGUUUAUGGGGUGCGUUGUGUGCUUUCUGGCCUGACGCUGCCCCAAUAUGGACCGCAGAAAGAAGCCGUUGGAUGUGGCGGUUUCCUCGCUUGUAGACUUGAAAGCUGAACUUUUCCGAAAACAGGAAGAAUUCAAGAGAGAAAAACUUCUGAAAGAUGCUGGAGCUCCUGUAAAGUCCAAAGCAAUAUACAAGAAGCCAAGCAUUUGGACGAAGCAGAACACAGGUGUGUCAGAUCGGGCUGAGAAAGAUGCCGAACAGAAGAUAGAAGAGCAGCAAACACUGGAUAAAUCAAGACAGAAGCUCGAAGAAAAAGCACAGCUCUAUGAGAAAAUGACAAAAGGAGACUUUCCAGAUGAAGAAACUGAGGAUCUGUACCUUGUGGAUUUCACUCAGAAGAUCAUUGACAAACGGAGAGAAGUACAAGAACAGUGUGCAAAUGAAGCUGCCCGGAAGGCAGAAGCUAAGGAGAAUGAGGAAGAAGAGAGACUCUCAGAAGCAGAGAUUCCACCUCCCCAGGACCCUACUGAAGAAUGGAUUGACUAUGUGGAUUCCCUGGGCCGUUCUAGACGCUGCAUGAAGAAAGAUCUGCCACAUUUGCUUCAGAUGGAUAAAGAACUUCAGGGAAAGAGGCAAAUGACUGAAGGGAAGACUUUGUUAUCUGAAGAUAUGAGAAAGGAGCUUCAGCGUCAGGAGUGGGAAAGAGAGGAAGAAGAAGCUCUGAAGAAACCAGUGGGACCAAUACAUUAUGAGGACAUACGUGAAAAUGAGGCCCGGCAGCUUGGUGUUGGUUACUUUGCCUUUGCCCGUGAUCAGGCUUUGCGAAAAAAACAAAUGGAAACUUUAGAAAUGUUAAGAGAGCAGACUACAGACCAGAGAGCAAAACGUGAACAUCUAAAGGAGAAGCGUAAAGCUGUUCUAGAAGCUAGGCUCUCUAAGAUUCGAGCCAAAAAGAGAAUGAAGGAUGGUGAUGUAAAGGAAAAUGAAGCGGAGGAAAAUGUUGUAGAGUCAGCAGCAGCUGAAGCCAAGCCUGCAGAAGUGCCAAGAGCUUCCACACAAAGUAGAAAAGUUGAAGUUGUUAUCCAGGAACGAAAAGAUACAAAGCCAGGAGUUCCCUAUGUUCGAGAGUGGGAUAAAGGCAAAGAAUUCACUUUUGGACUCUGGUCAAAGAAGCAGACAGAACUCAGGAAUGAACGAGACCCAGAAUUUGCGCCCCCACCUGCUUACUUUUAUGAUCAAAAGAGAACCUGUGACUUUAAAAGCCAGAACUGGAAUAAACCUGGAUCCUCAUAUGAAAAAACUGAGCAGAAUCUGAGGAGGAGCUUUCCAUCCCCAUCAGCUGACACUCAGAGUGACAGCUCACGGGGCAGCCAGUUUCACUCCACUCAGGCAUAUGAUAGCACUUUGCAAGACCAGGAGCUGCUUCACCAAAGUUUAGAUGAUAUGCUGUCAUACUACAAACAAGUGACAUGAUCUUUAGACAUUCGUUAGGCAAGGCCACUGGCUUCCAGAUGAAGUAGACACACUUGCUAAAGGUCCUAAACUUUUGUCUUGUUUCAGUGUAUCUUGGUAGGUUAAGUAAGAAAUGUCUUUGCAGUGAUAUGAUAUAAAUCUUGCUGCAACAACCAAGUGACUUAGGUCCCAACUAAGAUUGAAUAUUUCUAUUUAAAAUGAUACUAAUUCUGUAGUGUGUUUAUAGAUCAUUACCCUUUGUGUUGCUGCUUGUGUCAUCAUAAACACUUUGGGACCCAAAGACCUACUUCAGGCACACUCCAGGACCUUCAACAUAACCAGUAUAGUCUGAUCCUAGAGUAGGAGGAUAUAAUGUCUUUCCAUUUCUGACAUUUUCUGUAUACACCGCCAGUUUUCUGCACAAAAGCACCCUCACGUGAGUUCUUUCAUAAAUUCUUGGGACAGUUUGUUAGUGUUUACUUUUCUAACCUCCUUAGCCCUUUAGAUGAGGAGGACCAUCAGAUCCAAAGAGCACUCAUUAAGGAUGCUGUAUCAUCCAUCUCUAAACUUUUCCUUAUGGGGAUACAUCCCAGCGUCUUUCAGUACUCUGAGGCCCCAAGGAAUAAUUUGAUUCCCGUAAUAAUCUCCAGAGUGUUUUGUAUCAUGCAUUUCUCUUUCAUGUGAUUUUAUUUGUUCCAUUCACUUUUGUCAUAUAUUUGUACUAUUUGAAAAGCAUAGUGAUGCUAUCCAUUCACCUGUAUAGGUGGACAUCUCAGUACCGUUAGCCAUUGCAUGAAGCCUUGUGGGGAAAAUCAAAAGAACACAGGUGCUGAUGACAAAGCUCAGUAGUCCAGGACAAAAUAUAUAAAGUUGACAGAAAUGAAAAUUGAGUAUAAAAUACACACAAAAUGCUUUAACAUUAGAAAAUGCAAAUGUGAAAAGCCCUAUAUCUAAAGCACGUAUCAUAACAGGCAAAAUAAAAGUAGAAUUGUAAAAUCUAAAAAUAGACUAAAAUGUGAACAAAAGUAGACAUGACACCAUAACAUGCAUCUUUUUAAAAACUACAAAUGGGCCAUUGUGAUACAUAUUUUGGAUAUGUUUUUAAUAUUGGCAUUUUCUAACUGAUUUUAUUGUAUAUAUAGUUGCAUCUUACUUUCAGUUUUCAUGUUACUUUUUUCUGAUGAAAUGAAAUACAAGGAUGAGGCCCAUAUAGGAUGAGGGUCCUUGGUUCAAGAGAAACAAAGUCGCUUCCCCCCUCCAUGCCCAAUUUCACAGAACUAGGGAAAUGGUAUCCACUAGAUUCUCACUGUUCGCUAUGUAAGCCAAGGCUGAUAGGAAGUGUGGUCCAGCAACAGAUGCAGAGCUACCCACUACACACCACUGGUCUAGUUUUCUUUAUCUCAGGAUUAGAGUAGUUCAUUUUUUACUAGGUAAAUUCUGUUUUUAUUUCAAUUAGUGUUUAGCACUUAGUGUAUCAUUCUGAACCAUGUUUUCAUAAUGGUAGUCAGCCAUUGUUCUUGUACAGAAUCCUGUUAAAUACAGUUUCUGCAUUUGCCUGAUCAUCUGUACACUAUCAACAGUGUAGCGGGUGCGAAUAGUUCAUAAGAGUCAGCAUGCUCAGACUGCCAUUUUAAUGAUGCAUCAUGUGAGGAAUUCCUGGAUUAACCUAAGUAACCCAAGCACACAUUUCAAGGUGUCCUUUUCCCUGAUUCAUCAGGAUUGUGGUGAUUGGUAGCAAAGUAAAAUUGAAUGUGCUUUCUCACUCUAUGCUGUCCAUGUUACACCAUACUGAAGUUAUAUCAAAAGUUAAGGAAAAUGGUAUUUAUAGGUCCUUCCUUGCUGUAAAAUGUAGGAUUUCAGGUCUGUUCUUGAAGUGAAUGAUAUAGUCAUAAGAAAUGAUGUGGGAAGCUUUUUUUUUGGCAGUGGUGUUAGCAAAUAAGAGAGCCUUUAACAAAAUUAACCCCUUCCUUUAUUGCUUAACUUGUUCAGUGAUUGUAAUAGGUACAACCUGUAAUGCUUUCGGUGCAUUUUCUGUUUGGGUAGAACAAGAACCCAUUAGUUUUAAAAGCAUGGGUUAAUUGCUUGGUGGUUUAGCCUUUAAACAGUCCAGUGUUGUAACUUCACCUGUUACAUUGCACAGCCAGCAAAGAAGCCCUUUGUGGGCUGUGAGCUAAAGGGUAGUGUGCCUAUUUUCCCUAACAACCCAUUAAAAAAUGAAUGGGUCUUCAUUAUGUGUGAACCAGGUCAUUCAUGAAGAGACUGCUUCACUGAGUAGGAGAUGGGGGAGAAGACAGUUCUAUGCAUCCUGAGCAUAUUUUCCUUCAAGAAUCAAGCACAGUCCAAGAUGGCCUCUAAAUGCUUGUCCUAGUCCAUUAGGCCUGGAAUUUCCCAAAUUUCUUGCUUAGUAGAUGAUAGUAGUCCACCUCAGUCUUCCUUAGGGCAUGCGCAGUGGAAGAGUUGUUAAUGUGCCUUCACUUUCACCAACAGUGUAGAUUUCUAACAUUUUAGAGAUAUUGGUAUUGUGCCAGUGUGGUAUUAGAUGGCAAAACAUCCAUAGAAUUGGUUGCUCUGCCUGAGAAGAGAUUUGCCACAGCUGUGUUUUUUCACUGAAGUAGGGAACCAUUUUUGUAUAGAGAGCAAGUGACCUGUCAGAAAAGUCAUUUGGAACCUGGAGGUGGGCAGGGCCUCUGCUCUUCUUUCAUUCUUCAAGAAAUAGGGCAUCUGAGUUGAGUUUUAUAGGAUUGUACUGCUAUUGCUACCAAGUACUUUCUUGCAGGUGCUGGCUGGCUGCAAGAAAGGGAGGAUGACAUGAGCUCAGAUCCUCAGUUAUUGUCUUUUUCAACCACUUGCUCCCUGUGUAGUACUGAGAGUAUACCCAGACUUCCUUUUUGCUGUCUUAAUUAAACCUGAACACAUUCAGCAUGCUAAAGCUGUGAUUUCAGGUAAUUCAGGCAUGCAGCUUUUGGUUCUGCUUGAUGCUGCUAAUGAACUUAAAGAAGAGCUAGCAUUUCUAACUCUUAAAAACUUCAGGAUUUGAAGAUACUUCCCUGCCCCCCCCCAAGAAUAUGGUUCCAUUUUAACCUAAUCAGAACAACAUGGAUGCAAGCUGAAAUGUUUCACUAAAUAUGUAUAUAAGCCACUGUAAACAGUGGGUCGCAUUGCAUGAUUCACAUAAGAGAUGUCUUUUUUUGCAGAGAUCUUGGUGGGAAUUUCCAGAAAUUUUGAGUACACAGAUUUGCACAGCAAGCUGCACUUCUAGGAUAUAUACUGUAAGCCAGUGAUAAGAAUCACUUUACCUGUUGAGGGCUGCCAUACCUUUGGGGUCAUCACUUGAGAACAGUAUGCUGGAUUUGGGUGGGUACCCCUUUUUAAUCACCCUCCUGGCUCAGUGGGUUGCCUGUAUGCUGCAGAGGGCUAUAUGAAAGUUGCCCGUGCCUGGUUUACACUGACGGGCAAUUGUUCUCCAGUGUUUUACUGCAGCCCUACUGGGAGAUGCUAGGAAUCAAGGAUGGAGUCAGCUAAGUGCUAAAUAUAUGCUCUACUUCAUCCCUUCCCCAGCCGUUAGGAACAUAGAUGCUACCCUAUACUGCAUGAGACCAUUAGCCCAUCUAGCUUAGUUGUGCUUAUAUGGAUCCUGUUCUGACCAUACCUGGAGAUGUUGGUGUCCUUCCAUAAGCAAAGCCAAUGUUCUGCCAUUGAACUAUAGUCCCACUACAUCUCAUGGUCUCGCUGUGUACCUUUACACUGCUUUCAACUGAUCAUUUUUCCAUGUGACGCACCAGGCAAACUACUCUUGAGUUCUAGAAAGUGGCAUUGAAGCUUCUACAGCAAGCAGACUUCCCUGGUUUGGUGCUGUCCAGAUACGCUGGAUGGCAGCUUCAUGGCCACUGGCCAUGCUGGCAGGGAAUGCUGGGAGCUGAAGUCCAAGACAUCUAGAAAACAUUAGGUCACAGAAGGGUAUUCUACAGUGAAUUCUUUUCAACAGUAAAAGCCCUAAGCCUCUAAGUGAACAAAGCUCUUUACCAAAGAACCUAUAUUAUGAAGUGCUCUCCCAUUAUGACACAAGAAUGGCCAACACCCCAUAGAAUGUGCUAUACAGCUGUAUCUCCUGCCUGCUAAUGUUGUGGCCAAUGGAACAUCUUGUUGGAAUUAAACAACAUUUGGAGGGCCACUAGUUGCCCGCUCCUGCACUAAGAAGUCUGUUUCAAGGUCAGGGAAAGGGAACUGAAGCUCCGUGUCGCUCUGCAGGCCUGUAUCAUGAAUCUUAAAUAGCAGAACUUGGGCAACUUGUGGUCCUCCACACAUUUCAGCUGACAUCCCCCAUAUGCCCUCACCACUAGCUUUGUUGGCUGGGGCUAUUAGGAAUUGUAGGCAGGAAUAUCUGCAGGGCCACAAGUUGCCCAUUCCUGAUGUAUUGAACUUUCUAUGGGACAGAGGCUUUGAGUCUGAGCCCUUUGCCCUUGAUCUCAGUCUGAUGCUUGUCUGAGCCUUUGCCCCUCUUGUGCUCCUUACAGCUGUUGCAAUAUUUGGUGGUGGUUUUUAAAUCUCUGCCUAAGAUAGAUCACUAAAGUUCCUCUACUAUUCCCUACUCUCAAAUGAGAGAAAGAUCAAAGAAAUUGGCUCUUCUCCCCAGGGGACUGUUUAAAACAAUGGUGAAACAGUUGAAAAAGCUCCCCCAGAGUAAUGGGAUGAACUGGCAAAAUUUGGGUCCACAUUUCUGCUCAAAAGUUCAGCUUUUUUUGAUUUGCCUUGACUUGCUUAGGCUUGUUGUGAGCAAGAAAGGUAAUGUAAGACCGUCUGAUUGAGAGAAGCUGGACAGAAGGUGGCAUCACUCUUCCUGUUGCAAAGGUUCCUGUUGGGAACCUUUCAUAACAUGUAUCAAUGAGGUAUAAUUUGGAGAUGGGUAGGCAGAGUAUUUCAGAUUACCUGAAUGUAUUUAAAGGUUCGAUGAUGUUCAGGAUGAAUGUUAUUUACAGAACAUUUAAUUGUAACAUACAUGAUUUUUUCUACUAUAAAUGUUUUCUUGAUAAAACCAUACAUUUUAAAAAGUGAAACUUUUAGACAAAUAGAUCUGUUGUUAUAAAAAUAGCAUAAAGAGUUUAAUUUUAAUCUAUAAUUUAUUGGUACUUUGGGGGCAUUGUGUACUAUCAAUAGAUGUAUGUCUUUGAUA